AAAAAAAACAAAAAAAAUAAAAAACAAUGCUUGCUCCAAUUACUUACCGACUGAAACGAAUCAGAUCCAAAAAAACCAACCAAACAUGACCAGAUUACUGGAACUUUCUCGUAGGGUUCUUCCCAACUCCGCCGCGCUUCUCCACCGGACCUCCAAUCUUCCCUCCAACCAUGGAUUUGCACUUGGGUCAAUCAACUCAAAACCCUCGCAAAACCCUAAAAAUGGCGAACAAAUUCAACCCUUUUCUUCAUCACCCCAAAUUUCUGGUUCAAACCACAGUGUUUACAUGAAUCAAUUAUUCCCCAAAUCGAAUUCAAGCUUCAAAUUAAGCAGCGGAAAUUCGUUACAGGCUGAUGUUCUUCGAUUAAGCGAAGAUGUAUUCUUGGUUGAUUCAGGAAUCGGAACUCCAAGAGUUUGUCUACAAGACGAGUUAAUUGGGGUGAAGAACAAGAACAAAAUCAGGUUUGAAAAUCGGGUUGGAUUUUUGGAUUUGGCUACAAGUGAAACGCUAAUUAACAAGCAGAUGUUGGAGAGGUUUUUCAUUGAUUUGGUAGCUGGUGAUUCGACGGCAAAAGAGCGGGCUACUGCGAGGUUUAACGAUUUGGUUGGUGGAUCAGCGGAUGUGAAUGCAGUUGCUGCGGGUGAACCAUUGCUUGUUCUGCCAAGGCGGUACCGGCAGAAGCGAGCUUGGAUGGAAUUAAGCAAGAAAUGGCGGUCGAAUUCGCAGGUGAAAGGGUUUAUUGUUGGGAAAAUGAGAGGUGGUUAUUCUGUUGCUAUUGCUGGGUUUGUUGCAUUUCUUCCAUUUCGUCAUCCGAAUCAUCUGAGAAGGUUAACUAGUGAUCGUUUUACAAUUGAGAGUAUUAAUCUCAAAUCCGGGAAUAUUGUGGUUUUGUAAUUCUACCAUCAACAAGAACAGCAAUCAAGAAAGAAGAAAGCAAAAGGUUUAGCUAAAUCUGGGGAGACGAGGAUCGAGAGAUGGCCAAGAAGAAGAGAGAAAAAGGGAGGACAAGAGAAAUAGAAUAAAAGUUCGGCCGAGUAAUAGAGGAAAGGUCUUUCGGCCGAAGAAAGGAGGAACAGGACAAUAUUGGCAAUUGAUUUUGCUAAAGCAAUUGUUGUUUUGUUCACAGUGCUACUGUUCAAAAUUGGUACUGUUCAAAAUUGGAAAUUGUAGAAUACUUUAUUAUUCAUAAUUUGCAAUUGAUUUCGGGAGAUGGCUAAGAAGAAGAGAGGGAAAGGAAGGAUAGAAGAAAUAGGAAUAAAAGUUCGACUGGCUGCCGAAGGAAGGAAGAUGAGGACAAUGGAAAGGGGAAAAGCACAAUACUCUACUGUUUAUAAUUGGCAAUUGAACUGUUCAAUACUGUUAAUAAUGAGUCUAUCGGUGAACUCCUCUCUUUUUCAGAUUUAAGAGAGAAGUUCACCGGUACUCUUAUUAUGAACAGCAGCGAAAUCAAUUGUUGAUUAUGAACAGCAGUAAUUUCAAUAGUAUAACAUUUGCUUCAUCAUUUGUUAUUCGGAUUUGUCCUUCUCUUUUAUAUUUGGCCUUUUACCGAAAUGUUGUAUAUAGAAGCAAAAAGAAGAAAAGUUCGGCUGGGUGCCGAAGCAAUUAGUACAUAAGGACAAAGGAAAGGGGAAAAGCAUAAUAUUUUAAUGUUCAUAAUUGACAAUUGAUUUCGCUGCUGUUCACAAUGAGAGUGGCGGUGAACUUCUCUCUUAACUCUUACAAAGUAGGGAGUUCACCGGUAGACUCAUUGAAUAGUGCCAGUUUGGAGCGACAGCAGUUUAAACAGUAUAACAUUUGUUUCGGCAUUUGUUUUA
Molecule: messenger RNA, 1815 nt
Organism: Chenopodium quinoa (quinoa)
Lineage: Eukaryota; Viridiplantae; Streptophyta; Magnoliopsida; Caryophyllales; Amaranthaceae
Exons: 2
Coding region: 86-895 (269 amino acids)
Source: RefSeq, a predicted model, not a curated record